ACGUCUUAGAAAACAUCGGUAAUAAUGUCAGAAAAUGACGUCUGAAAAAUGUCACUAUUUUUAACGAAGUUAUACAGUUUAUAACCUACUAAUUUUAGUUUAUUUAUUUUCUUCAUUUACACAUAAACAAAUGACCGUACCAGUAGUGUGUUGAACUACAAUGAAAACCAUAAAUCUAUAACACCCAAGUACACGUUUUACUCUCACCCAUCAAGAUCGUUAGCUUAUUUCAGGAUUAUUUAUAAAUUGAAAAGCAAUGUCUGUCAUCAAAAUAGCAACUAUUUCAAACUAUUAUUUAUUAUGCACGAGCUCAUAGCGUGCCCUUAAGUUAUAAUAACGUAAAUAAAUUUGCUUAAACAAUUAAAAUUAACUGUAUCACGUGGCAUGAUUAAAUUUGAAUCACAAUGUAUAUUUUAAAAAUUAAUUAUUUUAUCAGAUGUGUUGCUAACAAUAAUAUUAGGAAAAUUUUAUGUUCGUCUGUACGUCUAAAAUCAUCAUAUUUUAAAAGUGAUAGUGUUCUUAAGCGACAUCUUCCAAUAUACUCAAAUGAAGUAUAUAAAAUUGAUAAAAUUAUAAAAAAUCAACACAAGUACUUUCAUACUACUCCAAAAAAAGAUGGCUUGUUUGCAGUCAUUAUAACACCUCUAAUUAGACUUUCUGCAUUUUUAUUUGGUAAAAUAUUCAAAAAGUGGUAUACUUCAAGGACUGAUGAAGAAAAAAAGAUAUUUUGGCAGAAGUUUCAUAAAAGAAAAUUCAUUUACUUAGGAAUUUUGGGCUUAUAUUUGUCUUCAAUUUUUAUUUAUUAUAUUUCUCAUUUGAAAUAUGAUUCAUUAAUUGACCGCUCACAAUUUAUCAUGUUGAGUGAUACACAGAAAGAAGAACUUGCACAAAUAGUGUACGAGAAUCAUCUAGAACAAUAUGGAUCAGCAUUGAUAUCUAAAGAUGAUCCAGUAUACACCAGAGUGUUGAGAGUUGUUGCUAGAAUAAUAAAUGCAAAUAAAGAUCUACCUCAUUUUCAAAACAAGACAUGGACCUUAGCUAUAGUUGAUUCUCCAACUAAAAAUGCUUAUGUUUUACCAGGUGGCAAUAUGUUUGUAUUCUCUGGUUUAUUACAUAUAACAGAAAAUGAUGAUCAAUUGGCAAUUGUUUUGGCUCAUGAAAUGGCUCAUACAAUAUUAAACCACCCUUAUGAGCAGGUUUCAAGAGGAAUCAUUAUUGAUUUGAUUAUGGCUAUACCUCUGGCUGUCGUAUGGGCUUUAUUUCCGGACUUAUAUGCGCUUUACUUUACAUUUACAGGUCAAUCAAUUGUAAAUAUUUUCUGUAAUUUACCAUAUAGCAGAUCACUCGAAAAUGAAGCUGAUAUCGUUGGAAUUCUACUUGCAGCAAAGGCAUGCAUAGAUGUUAGAGAAGCUGUUGUGUUUUGGGGUUUAAUGCGUACUCUAAUAGAAUUGGACAUUGAACCUAAACAAAUUCCAUGGUUAUCUACUCAUCCUGAUCAUGGCGAUAGAGAAAGGCGCAUCAAUACUUUUAUGGAUGAAGCUUUGAAAAUUCGAAACCUAGCACAAUGUCCACGAAUAAGUUCCAAAGAUCCGAGAGAAGCAUUCUACGGGCGAUCUCGUUCUGAAAUGGAGUCUCAGCUUAAGGAGAAAGGAAUUAUUUUUUAAAAAUUGUAACUACAAAAUUAUUUUAUAUACCACAUGUACAUUGAAAAAAAAA
This is a messenger RNA of Trichogramma pretiosum, 1716 nucleotides long. RefSeq names its product metalloendopeptidase OMA1, mitochondrial-like. The record is from RefSeq and is a predicted model, not a curated record. Gene Ontology annotation, molecular function: metalloendopeptidase activity. NCBI's taxonomy places the organism in Eukaryota, Metazoa, Arthropoda, Insecta, Hymenoptera, Trichogrammatidae. The transcript has 7 exons. Gene Ontology annotation, cellular component: mitochondrial inner membrane. Gene Ontology annotation, biological process: protein quality control for misfolded or incompletely synthesized proteins; mitochondrial protein processing. Bases 405 to 1664 code for a protein of 419 amino acids.